Macroventuria anomochaeta is the source of this 1923-nucleotide messenger RNA. RefSeq lists its product as uncharacterized. The coding region runs from base 1 to 1923 and encodes 640 amino acids. Gene Ontology annotation, molecular function: ATP binding; protein kinase activity. The transcript is spliced from 2 exons. The record is from RefSeq and is a predicted model, not a curated record. Lineage: Eukaryota; Fungi; Ascomycota; Dothideomycetes; Pleosporales; Didymellaceae. Gene Ontology annotation, biological process: protein phosphorylation.
AUGAGUGCGAGAACGCUAACGAACGUGGUCAAUGACCAGACGAUAGCGCUAAAUGCCAUGAUCUAUGGCUAUGCAGGCCAUUCGCUUGUCACACCCCAUGCUGCGCUUCAACAGAUCUGGUGGACAGACGAAAGAAUAAACGAGAAGGUCACGCAGGACUUCGUGACUUCGCGACUGCAACCACGAGAAAGGGAGCGACUGACACAACCUGUGGGCUUCGGCGAUCUCUCAGACGACACAUACAUCGAAUGGAUCUUAGAAAAAGCGCGACGAUUGUUCCUCGUGCUGGCUGAGAUUGGCGAAGCAGAUGGCAUAUUCGCCGUGGUUGAUCGAUCGUGGAAUGAUGAUGACCUGCCUCUUGAGAUGGACGACAUCGAACAGCUGGCACUCACAAACAGACGCGACGAACAUGCUAGUGCACGCUUCUACUCUACACAAUUCACGUUUCUACUCAGAGAGCUUCAGAACGGUGUACACAUAGAUUAUGCGUCGAACGAGGAAGUACCGCUGGAGUACGUCAUGGGUCUACCACCUGCAGCUAGCCUCCAGAACUGGUCGCGUGUACACCUGCCCAAAAGACCCAAAGAGGUUUAUGUGCGGCGAAAAUUCGCACUAGGAAAUGUCGAGUCACCGACCGCAUUCGAAUCGGCUUUCAUAUUGGACGUGGAAAGCGCUCGAAUGGUCGAGCAUGAACACAUUGCUCCUGUUUGGGCUUCGUACACGGCGAAAGGGACGGGCUACGUGGUGACGAACUUUGUGGGACAACACACUCUACGGACCUUCAUCGAUCACCGAGACCCGACACAAUACAAGAAGCUCUCCAAACCAGAGAGGAGAUGGCUUGUUCUGAACUGGAUGCAUUGCUUGGCAGACGCUGUUACGACACUGCACCAGAACGGGUUCUGCCACUCUGCGGUACGACCAUCGAACAUUAUCAUCGAUGACAGCAACGCGAUUGCCUUCAGCGACAUCAGCAGUCUUGAGACAUUUCAGAGGGACAAAAGACUGGAUGCAAUGGAUGCAUAUAUCUAUAGCGCACCAGAAACGCAGUCGAUCCCUGGAUCCUUUGAUCCAAACGCUCCAGCGCCGUCACCUGUCGUAGCAAGCACUCGACACACCUCCAUCACGAGCAAAAGCUCAGCCGGGUCGUCCAAUAGUAGCGGCUCGUUAGGGAGGAAGCUGACAAAGACAUCUACAAACGAUUUCAGUGGCUUCAACUUUGGGUUUCGAAGAACGAAGCCUAUACCGAAGCCGCGAUCGAGAGUUCACGAAACUGAGAAGGCGGACAUCUUCUCACUUGGCUGCGUUUUCUUGGAGAUCAUCGGGUUCAUGCUGAAGAAGAAACCUCACGAGUUCAUCAAGCAUCGCUCAUCGAAGCAAAGAACCAGUACUGGCGGCAAGAGCAGCCGCACAGAUUCAUCUUACCAUGUUAACCUGGGUAAAGUUGAGAGCUGGAUGGUGGUACUCGAAAAAGCUUCUUGCGAGCAUGACGAAGAUGCUUUCCGUGCUAUCCCACAUAUUUUGACGCUGGUACGCAGUAUGCUGAGCACGACACCGAAUGGUCGACCGAACGCUCGAAGCGUCCGUGACAAGCUCCUCGAGAUCCUGACCACUCAUACCACUAUUCCAGACAUCCACUGUGGUGCGCAUAAGCAUGACUUUGUGCAUACUGGGUCGUCCACUUCUGGCUCCGAUCGAGCCUCCAGUGUGGCAUCGCUGCGGACAAUGUCGACGAUAAGCUCGACAUCAGAUGCAGAUACCAUUCGACUAUCCGCGUCCUCACUGACCCGCGUGAACUCAAUCGUAAACUCUUACUCGGAUCGCAUGACUCUUGCUGGGAUCUCAGAGGACGAUAGUGCAUCGAUACGCACAGUCGAACCUCCACUAUCCACACCAGCGACCAUCGAGCCCGUCAAGACCUAG